Fomitiporia mediterranea MF3/22 is the source of this 1179-nucleotide messenger RNA. RefSeq lists its product as uncharacterized. Bases 248 to 1048 code for a protein of 266 amino acids. Lineage: Eukaryota; Fungi; Basidiomycota; Agaricomycetes; Hymenochaetales; Hymenochaetaceae. The transcript has 5 exons. The record is from RefSeq and is a predicted model, not a curated record.
GAAACCUCCAACACCUCCACCGGAUGUAGUCGCCAUCCAAGAAGCGGCUGUUCCAAGCGCGUCAGCUGUGGCGGACCCGCCUCCGCCGUAUCCGUCACGCGACCGACGUUCGCGAGUAGAGCGUGCACGACUACGAAGAGCGGCGCAGCUCUCAGCGGAAUCAGGUGGCGGGACGCUGUCGGCGGCGACGGGCAAUACGCAACAUCUAAGAGUUUUUGUCGACCCAUUAUUGAACGCGCAAUCCGAAAUGUCUCCUUUAUCUCCGGAAGAUGGCACGGAGACGACACCGCUGCUCUCACCUCGACGUCGGCCACGUACUCUGUCUCAUUCAACCGGGAUGUCGACGCACUCGCUAGCUCAGACUGUUCUCUCACUCUUUGGAACGGACGAUGCUGAUGUCGAACGGAAUGCUGCUGACCCCGAAGGUCAGGAGGAGGCAAUUUCAGCUGCGCUUGGAUCUCGAAAAAGCCUGAGGCAGUAUUUCAGACCGCUAUGGCGAUUAACUUAUUACAGGCCUCUGGUACACCUCUUAAUCAUUAAUUUUCCAUUUGCGCUUUUCUCGUUCAUUUAUCUGUUUGUUGGGACACUGACUGGAACUACGUUACUCAUUGCCUUGCCACUCGGUGCCGUGCUUUGUUGGCUGGACUUGGUUGGUGCUCGUGCGUUUGCCAAAGGAGAGAUCGCACUACAAAUGUAUUUCCAUGGUCCCUUGCAUACUGAGGGCCCUACUCAACCGUAUCUCAUAUUUGCACGGCCCAACUCCACUCCUCCUUCCUUGGAAGCCGGCCAGCAAGCACCUAACAACCAACCCUCUUUCUUGAGGAACACCUAUCUCAUGUUUACUGAUCAGACGUCUUAUCAAGCUUUAUUCUAUUUUUUAGUUAUCAAACCCAGCAUAACGCUCUUUCUUACACUUGCGCUGAUUAUUAUCGUGCCCGUGUCGUUCAUCCUUGUAGUUCCGGCACCGGCUGUCCUCAGGGCUGUCAAACGGAUCGGUGUAUGGCAGGCUAGCGUUGCGCUCGAGGGCCUUUUACAUCCGAGACUCUGAUCGAGGAUACCAUGGAAUUGCCUCCGAAGUUAUCUUUGUCUCAUCCACAUGGCGCAUGGCGCAGCCGUGUCGCAGUCGAAGCUUGAAACUCCACUCCGGGACCGAAAUGCAAGGCGCAUGACAACUCCACC